UGUUUAGCCUACUCGCCGCGGCAUUUUUUUUCAUCAUCACUGGAUACGAAUGCGUCGGAAGUCCUCGUCUGUGUUUACCUACAAGACAUUUCAUUCUACGUGCCUUAUGCUGUAGGAGACCGUAACUUAGGCUAACUGACUUUCCAGGUUCCAGAUUGGUCAUGUCUCGUCGACGUUGACGGGAAUAGAGAUUCGUUUUGCCCCUAUCAAGGUCCUUCGAAUCCAACGUAGAAUCGUACAUUAUUUACAAACGUUGUUGUUAUCGAAGUCCACUCAAUAGCAAGGCAGUAGAGAAGAGAGCACCCGUCUGCAUCGCGGAGGUGGACACCGGCCAUAACGGGACCGUACCGGAGACAUACACCGCAGAUUCGGAACUGUGCCGCAAGCCACAUAAUAGGUUAUAAUUUGCUGACUCUUGGAUGCCUGGAAUAACCUACCGUAAACGGCAAAAAAAUAGCCCCUGCUCCUCAUUAUAAAAUGACAACCUCGGACAGUGACAAGUGCUGGCGGGAGUGCAUGGAUGUUGCUGUAGAAGUUGCAUUUAGAGUUGGUAAGGUAGUGCAGGAGGCGGUGAAGCACGAGAAGAACGUGAGUACCAAGAGCACGCCAACCGACCUGGUAACGGAGGCCGACCAGCAGGUGGAGGAGCUCAUCAUCUCCACCCUCAGGGACAAGUUCCCCUCGCACAGGUUCAUCGGAGAGGAGUCGUCUGCAGCCGGGGAGAAAUGCAUCCUCACAGACAGCCCCUCCUGGAUCAUAGACCCUAUCGAUGGCACCUGUAACUUUGUUCACAGUUUCCCCAUGGUUGCAGUUAGCAUUGGUUUUGCUGUGAAGAAAGAGCUUGAGUUUGGAGUGAUAUACCAUUGCUUCGAUGGAACAUUAUACACAGCAAGAAAAGGCCACGGGGCAUUUUGCAAUGGUGUAAGGAUCCAAGUAUCAAAGGAAAAAGAUGUCUCCAAGGCGCUCAUUUUGACCGAGAUCGGAGCCAAGCGGGACCCAGCAACACUCAACAUCUUCUCAGGGAACAUCAUGAAGUUACUGAGUGCACCAGCUCAUGGGGUGAGGAUCAUCGGCAGCUCCACCCUGGCCCUGUGUCUGAUAGCCACGGGCGCGGCUGAGGCCUAUUACCAGUACGGCCUGCACUGCUGGGACAUCGCCGCUGCCGCUGUCAUCAUCCGAGAGGCCGGGGGAGUCGUCAUAGACACCACAGGGGGUCCUCUCGACCUCAUGUCCCGAAGAGUGGUCGCUGCAGGAACCCACGAGAUGGCCAAUUACGUCGUCCAGCAACUGCAGCCUAUCAGCUACAAGCGGGACGACAGUGACCCAGGUGUGCAAAAGUAAAAGUCUACCUCCAUCUAUCCAGUGGAUUCUCCUCCGCCUUUUACCUCAAAUCAUGAAAUCCUGCUGCAGAGUAUGCAAGCCUGCUCUUUUUUUUUCAGAGGAGAUUUAGCUAAAAUGUAAUUUCUCCUUAUAAUAUGGAAAUCUUUUUACUGUUUAUUGCAAGUAUGUAAUAUACACACGGCCAGUUAAUAAUUUGACUAGAUUUACAGUAGUAAUUACAUAGAUUGUAAGUACUGCUUAUUUAUUCUUAGUUGAAACACUGACUAAAGUUUGUCACAAUGUUUAACCGUUUUUAAAAACUUUUCUAAAUAUGGAUCCUCAUACAAAGGAAAAUGGUGGAAAAUGUAGACGUGUUUUCAAUGACGUAAUGAAAAUAGAUGGAGCAGGUUUGUCUGGAGCUAGAUGUUUGGUUUGUAGUGAUGGUUGUGGAUGGUAAGACUUAAAUCACUGCCAAGAUUAUUUUCAGUGCCGUUGGGCCUAGUUAUUCACUAUAUUAAAUGAAAUAAACAAUUACAGUAAUA
Molecule: messenger RNA, 1862 nt
Organism: Coregonus clupeaformis (lake whitefish)
Lineage: Eukaryota; Metazoa; Chordata; Actinopteri; Salmoniformes; Salmonidae
Product: inositol monophosphatase 2-like
Exons: 9
Coding region: 478-1341 (287 amino acids)
Biological process (GO): phosphatidylinositol phosphate biosynthetic process; inositol metabolic process; signal transduction
Molecular function (GO): inositol monophosphate 1-phosphatase activity
Source: RefSeq, a predicted model, not a curated record